Molecule: messenger RNA, 679 nt
Organism: Lecanosticta acicola
Lineage: Eukaryota; Fungi; Ascomycota; Dothideomycetes; Mycosphaerellales; Mycosphaerellaceae
Source: the annotation of a GenBank genome assembly
AUGCCCGCCCUCCGCACGGCCAAGAACCGCAAGCCGCCACCAGAUGGCUUCGAGGACAUCGAAGACACCCUUCUCGAAUUCGCCAAUAAAAUGAAAGACGCCGAAAAUGCCAGCCACGAAGGCAAGAAGAAGAAUGAGAUGUCCUGGCCCAUCUUCCAAAUUGUCCAUCAGCGUACGUAUCCUCCCCCAGCCUCGUCCAGCUACGAGAUCUUUCACAUGCAUGGAAACUGCCCCAAGCGGCCGCGAAGGUGAGGCUAUCGUUCUCAUUGACCUCACACGGGCGGUGUUGCGGGCAUAUUUAGAAUCGCAUACUAACAAUGAUUGACCAGGCUCCCGAUACAUCUACGACCUCUACUACGAGAAAGAAGCCAUCAGUAAGAAACUCUACGACUGGUUGCUCAAGAACGGGUACGCCGAUGGAAAUCUCAUCGCGAAGUGGAAGAAGAACGGCUAUGAAAAGGUAAAUAUGACCAUUUCCCUUCCCGCUAAUUGCCUCCCGAAAGGAAUUAUGUGCUGACUUUUGGGACACGUCUAGCUCUGCUGUCUCCGCUGCAUCCAGACCAAAGAGACCAACUUCAACGCCACGUGCAGAUGCCGUGUGCCCAAAGCACAGCUGAAAGAGGAUCAAGAUAAUCCUUGUGUCAGCUGUGGGUGUCGAGGCUGCGCGAGCGGUGACUAG